AUGAUGAUGAUGAUGAUGAUGAUGGCGGCGGCGGCGACGACACACAGAGAAGGGGGUUGACUGGCGUCGCCCUACUGGCCGUUGAUGGCUGACUGGCUGGCGGGCUGACUGAAUGAGAGGCACCCAUUCAACCUCCCUCUCCCCUCUUCCUCUUCUUGUUGACGAUGAUUAACAGCAAACAUGAUAAUCCACAGCAUAGUCUAUACGUUGCUCUGGCGGCCGAAAUUCAACCGUGCGGGCCUGGUCGCUUGUCUCGUCGCCUUCGCCGUCGUCACAUGGGCUACUCCGUUUUCCCGCCGCGGCAGCUAAUCAAUCAAAGAAAGAAAGAAAACCUCACGCGCGCUGCUGACAGACCUCUUUGGGCCCUCUUACCCGCCGCUACCACUUGUCUUUUGCGUGCUGGCAUGGUCAGAUACGAAGAGUCCUCGCCAGCUCAGGUGCGGAGAAGAUGGUUCGGGCUCGCCCCCCGCGCUCUCGUCACGCAGGUGGCACCUAAACGCGGCGCUCCAUUGUUGGCCAUGUUCCUGCUGCUCUGCUAUGCCCAGCUGCCACGAGGCGAGGUGCGAAGAUGGAUUCAACCACCCUCGACCUGGCCGCCCUGCCUGCCUGUCGCAGAUCCCAUCUGAUCACGCUUCAUCUUCUUCCAUCCCACCUCCCAUCUGCCUCUCGCCAUCGGCCCGUUGCCUGAUUGUGAACCAAGUGAAGUGUCAACUUAUUCGUGGCGAGACCCCAGACUGCUACGUCAACCCGUUUACACAAUAGGACGGUUUUCGAGGUCAUCUGCGGCUCCACGUCGAAUCAUCUCCCCUGGCAGCGCAAUCAUGUGCAACCUGCUCCCGCCCCCAAAUACCGUACUGCGUGAUGGUCGGUUUCAUGCGUUGUACAAUCUGCACAGUCGCGACCGCCGGCAAUCCUCGCAGGUCCGUCCCAUCAGCGUCGCAUCCGUGUCCAGCUCUGGCUUGCCGCUUGCCAUGGCCACCGUCGUUCAGUGUCUAUCCGCGCUUGACUUUGCGCACUGUACUCCAUGUUGCGUCACCGUGUGUGUGUGUGGUUUGAUCUUGCUUGCCAUCAGUCCACUUCGCAAAUACUACCAUCCUCUGUCUGGUACCUGUCCCCAGGAUCUGUCCCUCGAUGAACUGCCCUCGACAGCUCUUCCACUUGGACUGCGGUCCGAAGGUCC
Messenger RNA from Periconia digitata, 1180 nucleotides. NCBI's taxonomy places the organism in Eukaryota, Fungi, Ascomycota, Dothideomycetes, Pleosporales, Periconiaceae. The record is from the annotation of a GenBank genome assembly.